Molecule: messenger RNA, 3444 nt
Organism: Gopherus evgoodei (Goodes thornscrub tortoise)
Lineage: Eukaryota; Metazoa; Chordata; Testudines; Testudinidae
Gene: FAM163B
Product: family with sequence similarity 163 member B
Exons: 3
Coding region: 609-1094 (161 amino acids)
Source: RefSeq, a predicted model, not a curated record
CCCAGCGCGUGCGCCUUGGUUCCCCCCCCCGCCCCAGGACUCGGCUGGCGCGCGCCUGCAGCUCUGCUUUCCAUGCCCGGGACUAGCGCUCAGGCGGCAGCGGCCAUCCUCAGCAUCAGCACCACGGGGAGCAUCCUCCUCUUCCUCCUCCUCCUCCGCAUCAGCACCACGGGGAGCAGCAGCCGCAGCAGCGCCUGCUCCGGCUCCGGCUCCUCCGCUGCUGUUUGUUCGGGGCGGGUUUUGCUGUUUGGGUUUUUUUACACGCCUUUCUUUUCAUGCAACCCCUGGCGCGCUCCCCACUGAACUUUGUAGGGGCUGGAGGAGGACCCCGUGCUCCAUAGCCACCAUGGCCUUGCUUUGAUUGGCGGGACCUGCUGCUGCUAGCAGCGCCUGGGUGGAGAGCGAGAGAGCGUGCGCCCCCCCUCCCCCCAAAUUAAAACCACAGUCUUCGGGACGGCUCGUGUGCAGUUAGGUGGUUUUGUUUUCUAGUUAUUUGGUGGUUGCAUUGGUGCUUUCUAAGCUGGAGGCUUUGCGAAAGGAGGUCCUCACCUGACAGAGAUCAAGGCACAAUUCCAAUGCUGAAAGGUUGUUAAUGGAGAAGAGGUCGAAUGACAGCCGGGACCGUGGUCAUCACAGGUGGAAUAUUAGCGACUGUCAUUUUGCUUUGCAUUAUAGCAGUUCUCUGCUAUUGUAGGCUUCAGUAUUAUUGCUGCAAGAAGGAGGAAUCUGAAGAGGAUGAGGAGGAGCCAGAUUUUGCCGUGCAUUCCCACAUCCCUCCGCUUCACAGCAACCGCAACGUAGUGCUGACCAAUGGGCCUUCGCUCUACACCUCCUCCUCCUCACCCUUCAGCAACCAGCACUCCCAGUGCAGGACUGUCUACCCAACUUGUACCCACUAUGAGCCACCCACCUUCUUUCUGCAGCAACCGGAUGAGAUCCACAAUGGAGGCGACCGGGUCAGCUACAAGACCAUCAGCCAGGAAGAUAUUGAACUGCCAGUGAACGUGACCAGCCUGCAAGCUCUGAACCCCAACCGGCUGUCAGCCAUGCGAGAAGCUUUCUCGCGCAGUCGGAGCAUAAGCACUGACGUCUGAGUGGCUGAAGCCCCAUGCCCGUGGGCUGCCCAGCAAAUGACGCCUCAGCGUGAGGCUUUUUCUAUGCCGUUGUGGCUUUUAACAGCGGUGAAACUUUUAAAAUCCAUGGAAGUGUUUUAAAAUGAUGAAUGUAUUUAUACAUUAGAUAGGCAUAUAAAUAUAUUAAAUCACUAGGUAAAUGGUAAGCAAAAAUUACCAGAGAGAGAGAUGGUUGCAGAGGUUGCAGCUUGUAUGUGGUAGGUUUUCUAGCGCUGUACAUUGAAAAUGUUUUCUUUUUAUACUGAGGAGAUUUUGAUAUUGUGCAUCCUUUCCUACACCUAAAAAGGCCCCUCCAUACCCAUCAUCGACAAUUGCUAUGGGGUAGUUUGCAAUCUUAAAGGCAGGAUUCCUGCAAUGGCUCACAAAGUGGACGAGCACUGCACAGGUAAAUAGGACUCGACAGCCUCUCUUUGUGGAUGAAAUUCACCCCCCACACGGGACCUGCCACCAGGUCUCUGCACCACUGAUGGCCUCAAAGCAGGACCAACUGGGAUUUUGUCAUGCAGAAUCUUGUGCAGUCUCUCUCUAGAUAGGGGAGAAUUUCAUAGAUCAGCUUAAUUUAUUGGUCAGUAAAUCCUAACAGUUUUCCAUGAGCUUUCUAGGAAACAGACGCUCUCUGUUUCCCUCUUUGCUGAAGGGAAGUGCCUUGAGGUUAAGGAUGCACAACUAUUGUAAAGUCUCUUCCUUCAGUGGAGGUCUCCAGAGCUGAAAUGUGUCAGGCAUCUGGAAUCUAUGGAAAGUAUUUUUUUAAAUAGCACAUGCAAGAACUUUCAGGUUUUUAUGUAACGGGAGAACAGUGCACUGAGCAGUUUGGGUUUUGCAAAUAUUACCAAAAAACCCCAGCAAUGCCACACGCUCUUUCUAAAUUAGGGAAAUGAGGGCUAAACAAAAAUAAAGAGGACAUUUUAUUUUUUCCGUCUGGAAAUUUGUCACAUUUUAGACUCAGAACAAAGCAACAGUCACAUUCUCAACUACAAGUCACUGACAGGUGCUCAGCUAACUAGGAUUACUAAUUUGCAGCAGUAGCCAAGGCCACGUAUGGCCCAGAACAGGGCUGCUGUGCAGUCAUUAAUGGCCAGGGCACGGCCUCGAUUAGCUGUUUUCCCAUUCCCUUCUCCUUAUGGGGCUUUGCCCAGGGAUUGCUCUGGAAGAGGCUUUGUCCGAGUUUUCAAGGUCAUGCUCGCUGCAAAAAGUAAAAAUGCACCAUUGGUUUCCUUUGUUUUGAUAACAGUUCAAACCCUGCCAGAUUGUUGGAAUGCUAGCAGCCAGAGACCUAGACCCCCCAGCAGGUCUAUAGCCUGGUUUACUUACUUUAACGUGAGGAGGAAGUGAACUGCUGCCUGCGUGCACUGAAAUUAGGCUCAGGCUUGUAAUUUCCGAAUGCUGCAAAUCCAUAAUCACCAAAUUCUCUGGAAACUUUAGAGGGCAGUUGACUGCUAUUCUGAUGUAGUAAGGCACUUCCCUGGCUAAAGCACAACAGGGAUCAUUUUCUUCAUAUAAAUAACAAACUAUCUACAAUUUCUUUAGCAGAAGAAGUAACCAGCAGUGACAGAAGCUUAUCGAAAGGUCCUUUGCAGCUCACUCUCUCAAGGCUUGUUUUUCUGGUGCAUACAAUUUGUUCUAUGAACCGUCUCUUUGUAAUGGCACUGUGCAUGAGUCAGGCUAACAGCAUUGCUCUGUAAUUGCAGAACGACUCGUUCAGCUACAGAGCAUGGACUGGCUGCAACUAGACUCUGAUGAUCUCGGCACCGUGCUCUGGUUCAGAUUUCUUCAUUACAGACAUGCUCUCGGCAAGGAAAGCGGUUGUUUAUAACCACUGUAUGCAGCUGAACUGGAAAUGAUACUUUUGACCCUGAGCUUUAUUUAAUUCCAUGGGAGACCUUCUAAAGUACUCGUCAUUCUUUACGACUUAAUAGCUUAGACCAUCUUGGGUUUUUUUGUCUUGGUUUGUAACAAGUUAAAUAUGCUGGAUUUAUUCCUUACUGAGCUCCCUACCUGGGGAUGCAUUGCUGUAAAUGUGUUCAUUGGGAAUGUUCCGUCUUCUAAGUGAUCUGAUGUAACUGCGGCUGCUUCUACAGGUCUCUUCCAUUGUGCGAGUCUUAUUCGAGUUUGUUUCAGAUGCAUUUACCCUUUGGAUUCUUUGCAUUUCCAGUAGCUGUUCUUAUAUCUCAUCUUUCCUCUUUUUUUCCAGUAGAUCUUUGAAACUAAGAAAGCAAUGUCAUCUGUUUCACUAACCUUCACAUGGUGAACUGUUGUACAAGACUUCUGGACUCACUGAGGAAAAAAAAAGCAAAUAAAAAAAAUAAAUGAC